This is a messenger RNA of Strongylus vulgaris, 258 nucleotides long. The record is from the annotation of a GenBank genome assembly. NCBI's taxonomy places the organism in Eukaryota, Metazoa, Nematoda, Chromadorea, Rhabditida, Strongylidae.
UCACCAGCAGCUCGCUCGUCAUCCAAUCCCGAACUUUCAAGCUCGUCUUCCCCACCUCGUCCCGCUCCUUCACGACCACCUCCACCAUUACAUCCGCCACCACCACCUCCUGGCUGGACUGUGAAUAGUGAUCCUUCGUCAUCACAGACAAUGUAUCAGCAGGCGACAAUCCCUUCUUGGCGAGAAGAUGAAUUAACAUCGAACAGCUCACGUAAGUGUUCACAUGAAAAUCCAGAAUCGUCCACAGUUUGCUCUUAG